AUGCCUGAGCCAGUCUCCGUCUUGUUUGUCUGCCUAGGCAACAUAUGCCGGUCCACGAUGGCUGAAGGUGUCUUCCAAAACCUGGCCAAACAGCCGCAGUAUAAAGGCAGAAUUGGCAAGAUUGACUCCUGCGGAACCGCUGCGUAUCACACGGGCGAGGAACCGGAUUCCCGAACGCUUUCCGCCUUGGAGGAUAACGGCAUCACAGGUUACGCCCACUCCGCCCGACGGUUCAAGACGAGCGAGUUUGAGACGUUUGACUACAUCUUCGCCAUGGACCGUUCCAACCUGUCGGACCUGCAGCGUCUGCACCGGGGCAACCCGGACACAAAGGCCAAGGUGAUGCUGUUUGGCGAGUACAGCGGCACCGGGACGGCCGAGGUGGUGGAUGAUCCGUACUAUGGCGGCCGAGACGGGUUCGAGAGGGCGUUUGAGCAGUGCAGCAGGUUCUCGAGGAACUUUCUGCAAGAGAUUACGGGAGAAUAA
Messenger RNA from Ustilaginoidea virens, 486 nucleotides. RefSeq lists its product as uncharacterized. Gene Ontology annotation, molecular function: non-membrane spanning protein tyrosine phosphatase activity; acid phosphatase activity. NCBI's taxonomy places the organism in Eukaryota, Fungi, Ascomycota, Sordariomycetes, Hypocreales, Clavicipitaceae. The record is from RefSeq and is a predicted model, not a curated record. Bases 1 to 486 code for a protein of 161 amino acids. The transcript is spliced from 3 exons. Gene Ontology annotation, biological process: protein dephosphorylation. Gene Ontology annotation, cellular component: cytoplasm.